AUGGAGCAUGGGGAGAGAGACCCUUCACUAUGGGAUGCACCAGAUGAGUUUAGGCCUGAGAGAUUCUUAGGGAAGGCCAUUGAUGUGAAGGGGCAGAGUUUUGAACUGCUUCCAUUUGGCUCAGGAGGGAGGAUGUGCCCUGGUUAUAGCCUUGGACUUAAAAUGAUAAGGUCUAGCUUGGCUAACUUGUUACAAGGAUUUAACUGGAAAUUGCCUGAGAAUAUGAAAACAGAAGACUUGAGCAGUCAUGGAGCCUCGGCUCCCAACCCAUCUUUAUUAAUUAUAUGUGAAGUUGUGAUGUUGUCUCUUUCAAAACCUUAA
This is a messenger RNA of Prunus armeniaca (apricot), 321 nucleotides long. The record is from the annotation of a GenBank genome assembly. Lineage: Eukaryota; Viridiplantae; Streptophyta; Magnoliopsida; Rosales; Rosaceae.